Gracilinanus agilis (Agile Gracile Mouse Opossum) is the source of this 814-nucleotide messenger RNA. Its product is annotated as carbonic anhydrase 7-like. The record is from RefSeq and is a predicted model, not a curated record. Gene Ontology annotation, cellular component: cytoplasm. Gene Ontology annotation, biological process: regulation of intracellular pH. Gene Ontology annotation, molecular function: carbonate dehydratase activity; zinc ion binding. NCBI's taxonomy places the organism in Eukaryota, Metazoa, Chordata, Mammalia, Didelphimorphia, Didelphidae.
AUGACCGGCCACCACGGCUGGGGCUACGGCCAGGAGGACGGUCCUUCAGAAUGGCACAAGUUGUACCCCAUCGCCCAGGGAGACCGCCAGUCUCCCAUCAACAUCGUCUCCAGUCAGGCUGUUUAUGACCCUACCCUGAAGCCCUUGGUCCUGGCCUAUGAGUCCUGCAUGUCCCUGAGCAUCUCCAACAACGGACAUUCUGUCAUGGUGGAGUUCGAUGAUGUGGAUGACCAGACAGUGGUGAAUGAGGGCCCCCUGAUGAAGCAGUUCCAUUUUCACUGGGGGAAAAAACACAGCUUAGGUUCAGAACACACAGUGGAUGGCAAGUCCUUCUCCAGUGAGCUCCAUUUGGUCCACUGGAAUGGGAAAAAAUACAAGACCUUUGCUGAGGCAGCAGCAGCCCCAGACGGCCUGGCUGUGGUCGGCAUCUUCUUGGAGACUGGAGACGAACAUGCCAGCAUGAACAAACUGACAGAUGCAUUGUACAUGGUCAGAUUCAAAGGAACCAAAGCCCAGUUCAACAGCUUCAAUCCCAAAUGCCUCCUGCCCAUGAACCUGAACUACUGGACCUACCCUGGCUCCCUGACCACCCCGCCGCUGAGCGAGAGCGUGACCUGGAUCGUCCUCAAGGAGCCCAUCACCAUCUCAGAGAAGCAGAUGGAAAAGUUCCGGAGCCUCCUCUUCAUUGCCAAGGAGGAUGAGAAGGUCCAAAUGGUGAACAAUUUCCGCCCUCCUCAGCCACUGAAGGGAAGAGUAGUUCAAGCCUCCUUCCAGUCCUGAAGAGGGUCAAGCUGUGAACAGUAACAGCCAUGAU